UGUCGACAUUAGUAGGCCUAAACCACUCAUCAAAGACACAAAUUCCGUGGUGGUGGGAUAUCUCGUCUUGAAACAGUCUUGGAUUUUUUUCCCAUAUUGCAUUGCAAUUUUUGUCUACUUCCUCUUUCCGCCAUAUUGCAGAACCGGCAUCAUGGUGCGCAUGAACGUUCUCGCAGAUGCUCUGAAAAGCAUCAACAAUGCAGAGAAGCGUGGGAAACGCCAGGUCCUCAUCAGGCCCUGCUCCAAGGUUAUUGUGCGCUUCCUAACCGUCAUGAUGAAGCACGGUUACAUUGGUGAGUUUGAGAUCAUUGACGACCACAGAGCCGGAAAAAUUGUCGUCAAUCUCACAGGCAGGCUGAAUAAGUGCGGUGUGAUCAGUCCACGUUUUGAUCUCCAGCUCAAGGACCUGGAGAAGUGGCAGAACAACCUGCUGCCCUCAAGACAGUUUGGAUACAUUGUGCUGACCACCUCAGCUGGCAUCAUGGACCACGAAGAGGCCAGACGGAAACACACAGGAGGCAAAAUCCUUGGAUUCUUUUUCUAAAAUGUAAUGAGCUGCAAAUAAAAAACAACCAGGGGAAA
Molecule: messenger RNA, 582 nt
Organism: Scatophagus argus
Lineage: Eukaryota; Metazoa; Chordata; Actinopteri; Scatophagidae
Gene: rps15a
Product: ribosomal protein S15a
Exons: 5
Coding region: 152-544 (130 amino acids)
Biological process (GO): translation
Cellular component (GO): cytosolic small ribosomal subunit; ribosome
Molecular function (GO): structural constituent of ribosome
Source: RefSeq, a predicted model, not a curated record